AGUUUCAAAGAGUGGUCGUGAUAGAACCCACUCCUAACUGAACUCGCAAAAUGAAAAACAUGCCGGCAAGCAGAAGCACAUUAUCAAACACCUGGCGGUCUCAGCACCCUCUCUUAUUUAACAAUCUCUUCCGCCGUCUAAAAUGCAAGCUAUAUUUCUCCACGUCAUUCGCUCAUUCAACUAAAGCACCAGCCCGCAUAGUCGGGGAUUGCGCCGAUUUUUUGCCGUGGCUGGAGCUCAAAGCCGGAACAGAGGUAUCUUCCGUCCUAUCCAUCGGAGAAUCCGCGUAUGGAAGGUGUUUGGUUGCUUGUAAGCCUAUAAAAGCUGGGGAUUGUAUGCUAAAGGUCCCAUAUAGUCAGCAAAUGUCCUCAAAUAAGCUUCCUUCUGGAAUCAAUUCCUUGUUAGGGGACCGGGUCAGCAAUGUGGCAAAAGUUGCUUUACUUGUUUUAUAUGAGCAGAAGUUGGGUGAGAAAUCUGAUUGGGCUCCUUACAUUAGGCGUCUUCCACAACCUGCACAGAUGCAUAACACGAUACUCUGGAAGGAUGAUGAGUUAGAUAUGGUUUCUCGAAGUCCAUUAUAUCAGGAAACUCUUUGGCAGAAGAAUAUUGUUGAAACUGAUUUUUUUGUGAUUACAGAGGCUCUAUGCCACUUCUCUCAACUUCAUAUGGCAAUCACAUUAGAGGACUUCAAGUACGCAUAUUCUUUAGUUACUUCUAGAGCAUGGGAAAGCCUCAAUGAUGUAUUUAUGAUUCCCUUUGCAGAUUUCUUAAAUCACGAUGGUCAUUCAGAUUCAUGCGUUUUGAAUGAUGAAGAGGAACAACUCUCAGAGGUGAUUGCUGGUCGUGAUUAUGCUCCUGGUGAUCAGGUCCUAAUAAGUUAUGGAAAGUUCUCAAAUGCGACUCUACUUUUAGAUUUUGGAUUUACAGUCCCUUUUAAUACAUAUGACCAGGUGGAAGUCAAACUAAAUUUGCCUCAGGAAGACCAUCUUUCUUCAAUGAAGUUGAAACUUCUAAGCAGAUACUGCACACGAGCAACAAAGGAUGCCAAUGGAUUCAGUUCUCCUGGAAAUUCCUUCAUACUCAAGGAAGUAAAGUCUGCUCAAGGUAAAGGGAAGGGUAUUCCACAAUCCUUCCGAGCAUAUGCUCGUGUUAUGUGUUCAAAAUCUCCUCAAGAACUAAAUGCAUUGGAAAUGGAAGCUGCGGAAAAUGAUGGUCGCCUGGCUAGGCGUCCACUUAGGGAUAUGUGUAGAGAAGUCGAAGCUCAUAGAUUCCUGCUUAUGAUAAUAAUUGAUUUCAUCAAAAUGUAUGAUACAUCUAUUAAGUCAUUGAAGCGGCUUACUUCUGGGGACAUCGUAAACAAAAGGCAUCUGAUGGCUUAUGACCUCCUCAGUGGUGAGCUUCGUAUCCUAAAAUCAACAGCUGAAUGGCUGCAAAACUAUUGUUUGAAGCUACUGAGCCUUUAAGAACCACUAACCUUAUUCUCCAUGAGGAAACCUGAUCAGUGAUUCUCACACACUACUUUCAUUUUGAAUUCUGGAGAAUUCAAUUCACUUUUUUAGUUUGCUUGGAAAAAAUGUCUUGUAAAUAUAUCCUUUCGUGAUUUGGAAGAUCUUUAUUCCUCUUUUGUUGUUGAAAAAGAGUUAAUUUGUUAGUUGUAAAUCGAUGCAAGUUACAAA
Messenger RNA from Cuscuta epithymum, 1676 nucleotides. NCBI's taxonomy places the organism in Eukaryota, Viridiplantae, Streptophyta, Magnoliopsida, Solanales, Convolvulaceae. The record is from the annotation of a GenBank genome assembly.